This is a messenger RNA of Oncorhynchus nerka (sockeye salmon), 18504 nucleotides long. Its product is annotated as microtubule-associated protein 1A-like. Gene Ontology annotation, biological process: axonogenesis; regulation of microtubule depolymerization; dendrite development. The transcript has 5 exons. Bases 370 to 12570 code for a protein of 4066 amino acids. NCBI's taxonomy places the organism in Eukaryota, Metazoa, Chordata, Actinopteri, Salmoniformes, Salmonidae. The record is from RefSeq and is a predicted model, not a curated record. Gene Ontology annotation, molecular function: actin binding; microtubule binding. Gene Ontology annotation, cellular component: neuronal cell body; dendrite; microtubule.
CGGACUCUCCACCACAAAAGUGAUGUCCUAGAGACUGUGGUGUUAGUCAACCCAUCCGAGGAUACGGUUGCUUUAGAGAUCCAGUCUCUUGUCACAGACUCAGCAGGACAUAAGCUCUUGGUCCUGAGUGGGCAGAACUCAGACCACGGUGACCUGCUUCUCCAAAGUGGGGUUUUCACCUAUCAGAGCUUCUCACAAGUCUUUGCUGAUCCUGGGGUCAGUGAUUUGCUGGGCGAAGCGGCCCCCGAGCAGCGGGCCACACUCACUGUGUCCUGCCGAGCGGAGGUGGGUUGGAGCUCCCUGGGUCAGCAGCAGCACUUACGGGAGUUCCUUGAGUACAGACUGAACCCUGAGCCUGUGCUCCCCAAGAUGGAGGGAGUCACAGAGUUCACGGAGUACAUCUCCGAGACGGUAGACGUGCCUUCGCCCUUUGACCUCCUGGAGCCGCCCACAUCUGGAGGCUUCCUGAAACUGUCCAGGCCCUGCUGCUAUGUCUUCCCUGGGGGGAGGGGCGACUCGGCCCUGUUUGCGGUCAAUGGCUUCAACAUUCUAGUGGAUGGAGGCUCUGAAAGGAAAUCAUGCUUCUGGAAGUUGGUCAGACACUUGGACCGCAUCGACUCGAUUUUACUCACUCACAUUGGCGCAGACAAUCUGCCAGGCAUCAACGGGCUUCUUCAAAGGAAAAUAGCAGAGCAGGAGGAGGAACAGUCACAAGGCUCUGCUAGCUACAGCGACUGGAUGAAGAACCUGAUCUCUCCAGAGCUUGGUGUGAUCUUCUUCAAUGUACCCGAGAAGCUACGUAUGCCAGAAUCAAACCUAAAGGUCAAGCGUAGCAUCGAGGAGGCCUCACUCACGUUGCAGUACCUCAACAAACUGGGAAUCAAGCCGGAGCCUCUCUGUAGACUGGUCAGUAACCCUGUUGAGCCUUUAACUCUUUUCCAUAAGAUGGGAGUGGGCAAGUUAGACAUGUAUGUUCUGAACCCCGUCAAGGACAGUAAAGAGAUGCAGUUUCUCAUGCAAAAGUGGGCGGGUAACAGCAAGGCCAAAACUGGCAUUGUGCUCCCCAAUGGAAAAGAGGGAGAAAUAUCCGUACCUUACCUGACGUCAGUUACAGCAUUAGUCGUCUGGCUUCCUGCCAAUCCUGCAGAAAAGAUUGUCAGAGUGCUGUUCCCUGGAAACGCACCACAAAACAAAAUCCUGGAGGGCCUGGAGAAAUUAAAGCACCUUGACUUCUUGCGAUACCCAGUAGCCACACAAAAAGACAUUGCCUCAGGAGCUCCACCUGCUGUUGUAAAACAGACAAAGCUGAAGCAAAGGACAGACAGCAAAGAGAGUCUCAAAUCAUCUCCAAAGACUACCAAAUCCCCAAAGAAAGAAGCAGACGAUGACGUUUCGGUGACCACAGAGGCAAAGAGUGACUCUGUGAAGGAAGGUAGGAAACUGGUAGAGAAUGAAAAACCCACAAAAAUACUAAAAUCCAAGACUGAUGGACCAGAAAAUAAACAACUUUUGAAGGAGAAAUCCUUGAAAAAACACUCAAAGGAAAGGGCAUCCAAGAUGGAUGAGAAAAAAGACAAGGAAAAGAAAGAGAUCAAACAUGUCAAGAAAGAUGACUCAGCUAAAAAAGAAGACAAAAAAAAAGACCCCAAAGUUGACAAGAAAAAGGACACGUUCAAACCAGAGUUGAGAAAGAUAACGAAACCUGACCUAAAACCCCUCACACCAGAGGUCAGAAAGACCCUGCACAGGGCAAAAGCGUCAAGUAAACCCAAAACCGACAAAAGCAAAGUCAAAACGGCCAAGGCAGAGCCUGCUGAACCCAAAUCUGAGGAACUAGCAGCAGAUACCAUUCAGCCUGAGAAAUUACAGAAUGGGGCUGGUGAGGGCAUGUCUGCUUCCUCCACUCCAGAGGAUCUUACCAAGCCACCAGAGAGUGCAGUGGAGACACCAGCAGAAGAAAGCAUGACCGAAUCCCCUACCCAGGAGGAGGAGAAAGAACAGGAAACUGUCUCUCAAACUCCAACGGGCACAAAGUCACCUGAGAAGGGAGCAGCCACAGCAAUGGGAUUUGAGACGGAAUCUCAAAGAAAAGAGGACAUAUUAGCACAAGAGCAUAAAGUAGAAUUUCAAGCACAGGAUGUGGAUAUCUAUGAGGAUGAGGGAGCUGCCAUUGAGGACGAUGAGGUGGAGGAAAAAGAAGGCCUGAUAGCAGAGAGGAAAAUGGUAGAGGAAGAGGAAGAUAUGGGGAUAGGGGAGGAGGAAGAGGAAGGAGAAGAUAACAGACUAGACAGGAAACAUGAGGUGGAGGAAAUGGAGAAAGCUGAAAAGCCCACAGCUAUGGCUAAAGAGGAAAGCAGAAGGCCUUCAUCCCAGGAGGAGGAAGAGGAAGAUGAAGAUGUUGUUGAAAAGGCCGAGCUGGAAGAGGUAGAAGACUUAGACGUGAUAGCUGAUGAAGAGGUCAAAGACAAACCUGAAGCGGGAGAGAAAGAAACAUCGGCCAAGAACUGGGAAAGCAAAGCAGUCGAACAGACUGCUGGAGCCAAAGAGGAGGAUGAGGAAGAUGAGGAAGGCUACAUCUCAAAUGUUGGAGGCGCUACAGCCGACAUAGUAUCAACACUGCAAGGAGCCGCUGCUGCCGAGCCCAUCUCCUUCAUUCAAGACGAAACCAUUCCCGGUUACUCCGAAACUGAACAGACCAUCUCGGAUGAGGAGAUUCACGAGGAGGCGGAAGACAGGAUACCACACCUCCAAUACGAAGUGGGUACAUAUGACAUCUCUGUCCCAGAUCAGACAGGCUCCUUGGACACCAUCCACAGGAUGAAGGAGAUGCAAGCAGCAGCUAUGGCUGAUGUAACAACCAAAGGUUUCAUGAGUGGACGGGAGCAAGUAUCUGUAUUCACUAACAUCAUGUCUGCUCCCUUGGCAGAGGAAGAACUUGUUUCCUCAGCCACAUCCAUCACGGAGUAUGAUAAAUUGUCCUCCUUUCCUACCUCUAUUGCAGAGGACCAAUUGGUUACUCCCGUCACUACACCUCAGCCUGAGGAAACGGGCAAAAGCUCACUGGUUAACGAUACUGUUAACAGCGUUCCCAUGGCAAUUCCAACCGAGGCCACACAUGGGAAAGAACACUUCCACUCUGCUGGGACCAUCUCACCAACAUCCUCCUUGGAGGACGACAAGUGCUUAAAGUCACCUCCAUCUGAGGAGUGCCUUCCUGUUGUCUCUGAUGUGAAGACUGAGGAUAAGGUCAUCAAGGCUCAUGACGAAGAGGAAGACGAAGAAGACCAAACUCCUAACGUUGACAUUUCACGUGAAAAACUACAGGAGAGUUUUGCCUCUCCUCAAAUGUUCCAGGAUAGAGAAAGGGAUGUGGAAAAGCUCCCUGCCUCUGAGUCUCGUGUCUCCAAACCUGUUCAGGAUUUGAAGCUGGAUCAACCACCAGUUGAUGAGGAGGUAGAGCUCUUUAAGUCCAAAGAAGACAUCUCCACGGCAGUGCCUCCAAAACCCCUUUCACCUCCACCCUCUUUCUCAAAGCCAUUUAGGUCAGACUCAGUUACUUCAGAAGGUGAAGAGCGGUGCUUCAGUCCAGACGAUAGCACUGUGAAAAUGGCCUCUCCCACACAGUCUGGACCUCCCAGUGCAACCCACUCUCCUCUUCAUCAGUCGCCUGUGGAAGAAAAGACCAAGGGCUUCCCAGAACUGGAGCAUCAAACACAGGAGGACGUUCAUGAUUCAGCCACCAAAACAGACGAUGAGGAUGCGAAGAAAGAUCCAGAAGAUAAUAAGGAAAACCUAGAUGCUGCCAUCCAGAAAGAAAGUCAACGUGAGUCAGAUGCACCACCAUCUGGGGAGAAAUCAUUUGAACAAGACUUGGCGGUUACAAAAGUAGAAGAAAAAGAUGGUCUCUCCGCUUCCACAGAUGAGAUCCAACUGAAACAGGAGACAACUCCUCUUCCCUCUGAGUCAGUCACAAGGAAAGAUGAAGUUUCCUUAUUAGGAAAGGAAUCUUUACGGGAAGACAUUUCUAGUGGUGAGGCUAUACUCGGACACAGUGAUGAGGAAGAUGAUGAUGACCAUCAAGAGAAAGAAUCCAAAGUGUGCAGUAAGGCUAAAUUCCCAAAGGAGAAGGAGAGUAGCUUCUUAGAUGAUGACGACGGUGAGGAUGAUGAUACUUCUCAUGUAAAACCCAUAAAACAGGACAUGAAGGAGAAAGAGACAGAAAAGCAUGACACACACGUGGCUGAAACCACCAAAGAAGGUAAAGAAACAGAAAAGGUUGGUACCACUGAAGCUGAACCCAUCAAGGAAGAUACAGAUUCGAAAGUGAAGGAAACAUGUGAUAUUCAUGAAGUUGAACCCAUCAAGGAAGAUUCCAAUGGGAAAGUGAAAGAAAAAUAUGUCUUACUUGAAGCUGAACCCAUCAAGGAAGAUAAGAAAGUAACAGAAAAGGUUGGUGCUACUGAAGCUGAACCCAUCAAGGAAGAGAAGAAAGUAACAGAAAAGGUUGGUGCUACUGAAGCUGAACCCAUCAAGGAAGAGAAGAAAGUAACAGAAAGGGUUGAUGCUACUGAAGCUGAACCCAUCAAGGAAGAGAAGAAAGUAACAGAAAAGGUUGGUGCUACUGAAGCUGAACCCAUCAAGGAAGAUAAGAAAGUAACAGAAAAGGUUGGUGCUACUGAAGCUGAACCCAUCAAGGAAGAGAAGAAAGUAACAGAAAAGGUUGGUGCUACUGAAGCUGAACCCAUCAAGGAAGAGAAGAAAGUAACAGAAAAGGUUGGUGCUACUGAAGCUGAACCCAUCAAGGAAGAUAAAGAUACUUGUGGGGCCGAGCUCAUCAAGGAGAAGUGUGAAACUCUGAAAGAAGAGAAACAGAAAGAAAUAGAGACUAUAUUAACUUCUAAAGAUGAGCUAAGCUCUUGUAUCUCUACCUCUAAAGUGGAGCCAGCCUCAGACUCCACCACAACACAACAAAUAGUACAAGAGAAAGAUACCUUUGUGGCUGAAGCCAUGAAAGAUGAGACGAAAGAAAAGGAUACCUUUGACACUGAACCGAUAAGAGAAGAUAAAAUAGAAAAAGAGCGAGAUACCCUUGUCAGUGAACCGACGAAAGAAGAGCACAGAGAGAAAGAGAAGGGUGAUACAUGCAUGGCUGAAUCCACCCAGGGCGAGAAUAAAGAAAAUUAUAAUUUGUUUGAGAUUGAAGUCAGUCAGGAAGAGAACAUGGAGAAAGAGAAAGAUGAUACUCAUGUGGCUGAUGUCAGUAAAGAACGGAAGAUGGAAAAUGAGCAAGAGAAAGAAGAUACUAGUGAUUUCGAAGACGUCAAAGAUGAGAAAGAUAGAGAUGAACGUUAUGAAGCUGAACCCAUCAGAGAGGAAAGCGAGAAAGAUAGAGAUGAACGUUAUGAAGCUGAACCCAUCAAAGGAGAGGAAAGCGAGAAAGAUAGAGAUGAACGUUAUGAAGCUGAACCCAUCAAAGGAGAGGAAAGCGAGAAAGAUAGAGCAGAACGUUAUGAAGCUGAACCCAUCAGAGAGGAAAGAGAGAAAGAUAGAGAUGAACGUUAUGAAGCUGAACCCAUCAGAGAGGAAAGCGAGGAAGAUAGAGAUGAACGCUAUGAAGCUGAACCCAUCAAAGGAGAGGAAAGAGAGAAAGAUAGAGAUGAACGUUAUGAAGCUGAACCCAUCAAAGGAGAGGAAAGACAGAAAGAUAGAGAUGAACAUUAUGAAGCUGAACCCAUCAAAGGAGAAGAAAGCGAGAAAGAUAGAGAUGAACGUUAUGAAGCUGAACCCAUCAAAGGAGAAGAAAGAGAGAAAGAUAGAGAUGAACGUUAUGAAGCUGAACCCAUCAAAGGAGGAGAAAGAGAGAAAGAUAGAGAUGAACGUUAUGAAGCUGAAUCCAUCAAAGGAGAGGAAAGCGAGAAAGAUAGAGAUGAACGUUAUGAAGCUGAACCCAUCAAAGGAGAGGAAAGUGAGAAAGAUAGAGAUGAACGUUAUGAAGCUGAACCCAUCAAAGGAGAGGAAAGAGCAAAAGAAAAUGAAACAACUGACAAAGUCAAAGAUGAGAAGAGCAAGGAAGAGACAGAAAAAUAUGAUUCUCAUGAGAUUGAACCUGCUAAAGAGGAGGAAGAGGAGAUGCAAGAGAAAGAUCUACGAGAGGCCUUACAUCGCACCACACAGACAAGAACGGUAGAGAAACUAGAGGUGACGUCUGCAACAAAGCUUGAGUCUACAUUUCAGGUUCAGUACUCAGAUGGAGAUGAGGAGGAGGAAGAGGAAGAUGAAUCCAUUUGUAUGGCUGGUGCAGGCUUAAGACCUUUAUCAGUGGAACCUAGACAAUCAGAGCAUGACAUCAUGUCUCAACAUCUGCUCUCAACUCAGCCAUCAGAGAAUGUGCUUAGUGACCAAACGAAGGACCGCCACUCUGAACAGACCACUGGGCUUGUGUCCUCAUUACCGAAACGGGAGGCCUCUCCUGAUAAAGACAUCAAAGAGCAGCAUAAAGAAGGACAACAUAGACUCUCCCCUGAACUAGAAAAGGACACCAGGACAACUGAGACCACAUCAGGACCCCAUCUCAGCCAAGAGCCCACCAUUGGUUUCCCUACCAUGAAAGAGGAUCCAGUCUCUGCUAUCUCUACCACUAAAAAAGAACCAGUCUCAGACUCCAUCACUACAGACAGCCAGGCUAUAAGUUCAACACUAUCAAGCACCGAUAGCCAGGCUAUAAGUUUAGCACUAUCAAGCACCGAUAGCCAGGCUAUAAGUUUAGCACUAUCAAGCACCGAUAGCCAGGCUAUAAGUUCAACACUAUCAAGCACCGAUAGCCAGGCUAUAAGUUUAGCACUAUCAAGCACCGAUAGCCAGGCUAUAAGUUUAGCACUAUCAAGCACCGAUAGCCAGGCUAUAAGUUCAACACUAUCAAGCACUGAUAGCCAGGCUAUAAGUUCAACACUAUCAAGCACUGAUAGCCAGGCUAUAAGUUCAACACUAUCAAGCACCGAUAACCAGGCUAUAAGUUUAGCACUAUCAAGCACCGAUAGCCAGGCUAUAAGUUCAACACUAUCAAGCACUGAUAGCCAGGCUAUAAGUUCAACACUAUCAAGCACCGAUAACCAGGCUAUAAGUUUAGCACUAUCAAGCACCGAUAGCCAGGCUAUAAGUUCAACACUAUCAAGCACUGAUAGCCAGGCUAUAAGUUCAACACUAUCAAGCACUGAUAGCCAGGCUAUAAGUUCAACACUAUCAAGCACCGAUAACCAGGCUAUAAGUUCCACUCUCUCCAGCACCGAUAGCCAGGCUGUAAGUUCCACUCUCUCGAGCACCGACAGCCAGGCUGUAAGUUCCACUCUCUCGAGCACCGACAGCCAGGCUGUAAGUUCCACUCUCUCGAGCACCGAUAGCCAGGCUGUAAGUUCCACUCUCUCGAGCACCGAUAGCCAGGCUGUAAGUUCCACUCUCUCGAGCACCGAUAGCCAGGCUGUAAGUUCCACUCUCUCGAGCACCGACAGCCAGGCUGUAAGUUCCACUCUCUCGAGCACCGACAGCCAGGCUGUAAGUUCCACUCUCUCGAGCACCGACAGCCAGGCUGUAAGUUCCACUCUCUCGAGCACCGAUAGCCAGGCUGUAAGUUCCACUCUCUCGAGCACCGACAGCCAGGCUGUAAGUUCCACUCUCUCGAGCACCGAUAGCCAGGCUGUAAGUUCCACUCUCUCGAGCACCGACAGCCAGGCUGUAAGUUCCACUCUCUCGAGCACCGAUAGCCAGGCUGUAAGUUCCACUCUCUCGAGCACCGACAGCCAGGCUGUAAGUUCCACUCUCUCGAGCACCGACAGCCAGGCUGUAAGUUCCACUCUCUCGAGCACCGAUAGCCAGGCUGUAAGUUCCACUCUCUCCAGCACCGACAGCCAGGCUGUAAGUUCCACUCUCUCGAGCACCGAUAGCCAGGCUGUAAGUUCCACUCUCUCGAGCACCGACAGCCAGGCUGGUGUGGAGGAAUCCCCCCAGCAUGAAACACUGCUGCCUUCUAUGACAACAAGCAAAGAAGCAUCUAAUACGGAUGAAAAGGCGAAGCAUGUUUCUCAAAAAGGAGAGGAGAAACCAGGCAAGGAAGCUGAGAGGGAAUUGGAAACAGAGCGGGAAGUCGCUUCCCCGGGACACACAAAACCUUGUUCAUAUUUUCUCUUGGAUAAAGAUUCUGCAAAGUUUCCGGAGGAAGUGGGCCACAUUGAUGCUACAAAAGCAGACAGUGCCUCUGAAAAUGUGGAAGGUUUUGACAAAAUGAGAACAGAGAAGGAGGCGAUCGGUGUGGGCUUGCAAGAAGAAAAUCAGGGCUUUGGCACGUCUAAGUAUGAACCCUAUGAAAAGCCCAUUUCGAAAGAAGAGGCAUCAGACAAUAAAGAAGACAGUGAGGUUUCUAGAGAGUUUGAUCAGUCAGCACAUAUUGGCAUUGAUGAUAACAGGAGAACUAAGCAGGCAGACGCUGGUGCAGCUGAAUUCGACUCAGAGGACGAGGAAAAAGAGGUACCGCUGUCAUUCAGUAGCGUUGAUUACACUCCCCCACGUUUCACAGAGAGCGAGAGAAGCCCCAGUUGUAGCCCAAGUGCCUUCCCUGAACACAAUGACAAAGAGAAAGGUCAAGAAGAAGAGAGUGAUAGGAAGGAGGGACAUGCUACACCACACGUGGAAAACAGCUUUGCAUAUUCAGAGACUCAAGACAACAAAACCACCCCAGCAGAGCCAUGCUCAUUACCUUUCAAUCUCAAAGAAGAUAAACCUGAAAAAGUUGAGAAAGAUGAAAUGAAGGACGAUGCCUGGUCGGCCCCUCAAACAUCUACAGGAGAGACGGACAAAACUGGAGCAUCUCCUAGUAUAGAGGAGUAUCUGCCAGUCCAGUCAGGCAGAAAGGAAACAGCCUCUCUGUCAUGGGGCCAAUCCAACCUUGGUGCCCAAGCCUCAGCUACUGCCAUGCUUUUUGAAGACAUCCCUGAGAAGCAGACAACAGAGAAGGAAAAAGAUGAGCCAGUGAAAGACAAGUUGGAUUCAUCUGAUAGUGAGCGAGGAGACUCUCCCUCUGGUCGCUACUCACCAGCGGAGAAAGACAUGUUACCCCGUCAAGUUUCGCCAAAGGAAAAGGAAAAUCAGGCUACUGCUGCCCCCCUGGCCGCGUACUCAGGACAUCUCAUAGACGAUAAUGUUCUUGCAUCUGAGUACACUCAAAUUGGCAGCUCUAUCACCAGUAAAUCUACAAUGGGCUAUUCUGAGAGAGAAGACACCCCGGACAGUGUGUAUAAGAGGCUACUGGUGGUGGGAGAGGAUUAUGAUGAUGAUGAUGAUGAUGACGAUGAUGAUGAUGAAGAUGAGGACGGUGAAGAUGCGGAGGAAGAAGAAGAAGAAGCCAGUGAUCUAGAUGUGGAGAAGGGUGCAAGAGAGCAGUCUGAAAAAGAAAUCUGUAAAACGACAUCGGAUGAUACCACACCUUCUAAACUUCUUGUUACAGAAGAAGAGGACAAGAAGGCCCUCUCACCCGAACCCAACCUCCUCAAAAAGGAGGAACCUACCCAUUCAAUGACCACAAUCUGCCCUCCACUGGUAGAUACUGCAGAUUCCCUUUUGAAGAAUGUAGUUGGUGCCUCGCCACUCCAGUCUGGCAGUUCCACUGCAAUAGAACAAACAGGAUCUGGAGGAUAUCCUUCUGAAUCCUCAGAGUUUUCUGAGGACAGCCAGCUGGGGUUAAAGGAGGAGAGGUUUGACAGUCCUGACCUAUCUCUGCCCACCAAGUCUAGUGAAGAUAAACAUUACAGUCAGGGAGACAUUGAAGCUGAGAGGCAGAGAAGCCCAGAUACCGCUAGUCGAAAACAAGAGGAAGCUCCUUCGUCUUACCUCCCAUCUGCCUCAGCUUCUCUAUCAACCAGCCACCAGUUCCGAGAGGAGGUAGAGAGUCCCGUUACAGUGUCUAGUGCCCCCUACAGGACAGAUUCUGAGGUUGCUUCCUUUGAGUAUUCUUCAUUCAAAGAUGAAGAAUCCUCAGUCAAGCACUCAAUCCUCUCAACCUCAAGGGUAAUACUAAAAGAGGAGUACCUAGAAGCCUCUGAAAAGCUUACCUCAACAACUACAACUACAUUCAGUCUGGCACAAGUCUCUCCAGUCUUAUCUACUCCAGCCAAAGACACUAUUCAACAAGACACAUCAUCAAGCCAUAAAAUGGACAAGGGUCAGACCUCUGAUACCUUUCAUAAACUUGAGGGCAUUGUUGAAACCAAAACCAUGUCUGCUGGGGCUUCAGAACCAUUAAGUUCCCAGCUGUCCAAACCCGCUGAAACCAUAUCCACUUCAAGGGCUCUCUUUGAUGUUUCCCCAUUGCAAAGAGCUGACUCUCCUGACAGAGAAUCCCAGGGCUCAUUGGACAGCAAAGAGUCCUACACUCUUCCAUGCCGCAUUGAAUGCCAGAAAUCUUCAGUGACAGAGCAAAAAGAAGGCAUGCUGUCCAUAACUGAGACACACAUGGUCACCAUCGUCUCCAGUACAACCACAACAGUGACCCAAUCUGAUGUGGUGACAAAACCACAGGAGUCAACUGAAGCCUCUUCCAAUGGGCCUACUGAGGUUCGCACAAGUGCCCAAGAAGUCUUCAGUGAAGCAAGCAAAGCCUCUUGUGCCACAAUGUCAGAUCUACCUAAAUCUGAUCUGCUUAAAUCUGAUCAGAAAAAGGAGGAAGAAGAAGAAGAGACAAAGAAAGAGAAAGAUCAGAUGGAAAUGAAAGUGGAGGAGAAGAAAGAGAGCAAAGUAGAGACCCUAAAGGAGGACAAGGAAAUGCCAGAGCAAAAGGAUAAGGAGAAGAAAGAGAUGGCUGGAGAGAAGGAAAAGGUAGAGGAAAAGCAAUUGGAGGAGAAAGACGGGAAGGAGGAGGAGAAGAAAGACCAGACUGAUGAGGAGAGUGAAAAGGAGAAGGAGAGGAAAGAGGGAGAGAAAGAGAAAGUAGAGGAUAAAAAAGCAGAGAAACCGGAAGAGAAGAUGUCCGAAAGGAGAAGGAGUAGCUUAUCUGACUGGGAACUCCUACAAGGGCCGGGCGCAUGCCCAAGCGCCCCUCCAGGCUAUGAAGAUGACAGGGAAGAGGAGGAGGAAGUGUACGAAACGGAAGAAGCAGAAGAAGCAGAGGAAGAAUAUGGCGAAGAAGAAUGCGUAGCUCCAGGCCAGCCCACCCCUCUGUCUACAGCAGAACAUGCCCACCAUACAAAGGCAUCUGCCAAAACAGAUGGAGUAUCCAGUCGUCCCACUGACCUGCAUAUGGAGGCUACCUCCUCGUCCCCCCCUAGUUACUCCUCAUGUGAAUACAAACACCGCAAAGGAGAAAUCUCCCCAUCCUUCAUCAACCCCAGUCCACACGCCCUCUCCAGCGAUGAUGGCGAAGAGGACAAAGGGAGCGACCACUCUCUUGAGGGGGAUGAAGACGACCGCGAGCAACACUCGGUCAAGAGGAGGUCUCACAAGCAGAAGCGACAUCUCACUCAAUGUGGAGCUACUGGAGCAGGGGAGGGGUCGCAACCAGUUUCCAUGCCUCCUGGUGGCAUGGCAACUGGACUCGGGAUGGUGCUAGCUGGAGAGGAGACGCCCCCCACAUCAGUGAGCGACUCAUUAGCUUCGCAGUCUGACUCAGACGUACCUCCAGAGACCGAGGAGUGCCCGUCGAUUACAGCAGAGGGAAACCUGGACUCAGAUGAAGAUGCAGAACACCUGCCGGUGGACAAACUAUCUGCAUCUGCCACCGGAGGGGGCCAUCAACCCCCCUCGCCCAGAUCAGCUGCGAAGGCCCACGACCCCAUACCUGCCCCUAUGAAGGACCCCCUCCCUCACCCGCCACACCCUGACGUGUGCAUGGUGGACCCAGAGGCCCUCUCUAACGACCAGAGCAGCACGGAGAAACUUCUCAAGAAGGAUCACAAGACAACCAAGAGCCUGCGGAAGGGCCUGGGCAAACCUAAGUCUGCGUCCCCAGCCCGGAAGGGGAAGAGGUCCACCACCCCUGUGAAGCAGACCUCCAAGGACUCCUCGCCUCGAUCGGCCUCUCUGAGAAGGAGGGACACGGAAAGGAGCUCCAGGCUGACGCAGAAGUCCGAGGGCCUGGGAUCCAAGGGGGACCUACACGCUCCAGGGAAAGGCCUGGUGAACGGCGUCAAGAGCAAUUUGGGUACCAACUCCCAGAAAUCUAGUUCAGCCGUCCCCCCUGGGCCUCCAAUCUAUGUGGACCUGGCCUACGUGCCCAACCACUGCAGUGCCAAGAAUGUGGACCAGGAGUUCUUCAAGCGGGUGCGUGCUGCGUACUACGUGGUGAGCGGCAACGACCCGGCCGGUGGAGAGCCUAGUCGUGGUGUCCUGGAUGCCCUUUUGGAGGGCAAGGCCACAUGGGGCUCCAAUCUACAGGUGACUCUGAUCCCUACUCAUGACACGGAGGUGACACGGGACUGGUACCAGCAGACGCACGAGAAACAGCAGGACCUGAACAUCAUGGUCUUGGCCAGUAGCAGCACAGUGGUCAUGCAGGAUGAGUCCUUCCCUGCCUGCAAGAUUGAGUUCUAAGAUCUGCACCCGUUGCUAUUUUACCUUCCUCUUCCUCCUCUUCCUCAUCCGUGCUACUCUUUAUCCUCCCAUAUGUAAGACUCCAUUGCAUUUGCUGUCGUAUUCGGCAUGUGCACUGGCUUCCAACUGGUCAGUGUUAUCUGAUAACAGCUACGGUAUGUCAGGCAGAAGCAUAGCUAAAGUACAGGGUACAUGGUAGCUGUACAAAGGUGUGAUGUAUAUUUCUUUCAAUUAUGCUUUCCAUUUAAACAACAUACUUGCAUGAUUAAAAACACCUCUUUAUUAGAUUCGGUCUUAAACAAUAUUGUUUUGUUUUCCUUCACAUAUAACCUCUCCAACGUGCACAUAUUGUGAUCACGCACAUCAUCUGUGAUGAGGAUCAUUCUCCAAACUUAUGCACAUCAUCUGUGAUGAGGAUCAUUCUCCAAACUUAUGCACAUCAUCUGUGAUGAGGAUCAUUCUCCAAACUUAUUCACAUCAUCUGUGAUGAGGAUCAUUCUCCAAACGUAUUCACAUCAUCUGUGAUGAGGAUCAUUCUCCAAACUUAUUCACAUCAUCUGUGAUGAGGAUCAUUCUCCAAACUUAUUCACAUCAUCUGUGAUGAGGAUCAUUCUCCAAACUUAUUCACAUCAUCUGUGAUGAGGAUCAUUCUCCAAACUUAUUCACAUCAUCUGUGAUGAGGAUCAUUCUCCAAACUUAUUUCAGCUUUCAAAUCACUGUACUGCACCUCAAAUCCACAUCUAAAUGGAUAACACUUUGUCUGCCGUUUUUGGGGCAUCUAGUGCCUAAUGCUCCAUUAAGAUUGUCCACAGUGAUGUCACAUUCAACAUGUGCAACUUCAACACUCUUACUUAUUGUCUUAAACUCAACAGAGAAAUACAAAAUGAAAAAUAAAAUGUAUAAAUUGCUUAUCCAAAGGGCCAAAGUAAGUGCCAAAACAGUCUUGAGGUAAGACAGUGGCUGUGUCCCAAAUCUGGCUUGCCUACUACUUCCCUAAACAGUAUACUGCGUACUAAUUGAACUACAUACUACAAUGUACUUAGUAAAAAAAAAUGUAUGCAGCAAGCAACAAAUAUGAACAUAAUGCGAAGGCAUCAAAGUGUUGUCGCACUUGUUCCCCCGUCAUUUGGUCAUCUGAUUAUCAGCUGGUGUCGAACCAGCGCGGGUGUGAAAAAAAACCCAUUCACUUCCUCAAUAGUGUGUAGUAAAUUCUACCAGACAAACAGCCUAAAUAAGUAUGACAUCUAGGCAUUUCAUGAAUACUCGAUUAUCGAAAUUUCACAUACUCAAACGGCCUAAUAUUUAGGAUGCAAGUAUGGAUAUUCGGACACGGGCAGUUGUUAACGCUCUGCAAAAUAAGUCGAAAACCGUUACGAGAUGAACAGUUACUUGAUCUUGCUUGUACGCUGACUACGCACAAUGUUGUAUAAUGGUAGUAGCUUCGUAAGUCUCCUAAAUCAGACUACGCACAACGUUGUAUAAUGGUAGUAGCUUCGUAAGUCUCCUAAAUCAGACUACACACAAUGUUGUAUAAUGGUAGUAGCUUCGUAAGUCUCCUAAAUCAGACUACGCACAAUGUUGUAUAAUGGUAGUAGCUUCGUAAGUCUCCUAAAUCAGACUACGCACAACGUUGUAUAAUGGUAGUAGCUUAGUAAGUAUCCUAAAUUGAGGCUUUGUUUUCGAUAUAUAAGACAAUACUCCUGUUCGGAGAUAUUACGUAAGAUGCAGCUCUAGAUGCUGUACCAUUUGACUUUCUCAGUACUCUUAACUACGUCAACUGGUGUUACAGAGGACUAUUACCACAUCGCUUGUCGUGAAGCUUUAGGAGGGGCCGGAAAGUGCUACUUUCAGUUGAAAUAACUAGCUAGCUUUUAUGAAUUAUUUUUCCUCAGUAGCUGAAGCAUGAUUCUUGCAUUUAGCUCAGACUCCUCCCUCAAGGAAGUAGAGUUUUUUUUUUUUUUUGACCGUGUGUCUAGUCCUUGCAGUCUCCAAGUAGGGAGCAGCCUAAAAACAUGUUCCAAUACUUUACCGCUUGGCUGUGUGUUUGCUAAAAUGAACAUUACACUGUAGCACCAGGCAAAGAGAUUGUUCUCUUGUAUUUGCUAUAUUUGUGCUGGAUAUAAUGGUUCUUUAUCAAUAUAUGAAGCAGUGGAGGCUGCUGAGGGGAGGGACGGCUCAUAAUAAUGGUCGGAACAGAGUGAAUGGAAUGGCAUCAAACACCUGGAAACAAUGGAAACCAUGGAAACAAUGUGUUUGAUGUAUUCGAUAACAUUCCACUGACUCCGUUCCAGUCGUUACCACGAGCCAGUCGUCCUGUGAUCUGAAGCCAUUAUCAUGGUCUUUGUUGGUAUGUUGAUAUGUUGAUACAUGGAGAGAUUGUGUUAUAACACAUUAGAGGAGGAUGUUUAAAUGAAUGCAGCUGACUGGUUGAGACAGAGGCAACCGAGAUGAAUUUAUUACAUGACAUGACUGCGGUGGUAGACAAUCGCUCUCAUGUUCCUUCUGGUUGGGGUAUAUCGAUCAAGUGAGAAGGGUUACUUUUAUAGUAGGCAUUGUGGAGAGGGGAACCUGGAUCCAGGGAUAACACAAGGAACUGUGGAGAGGGGAACCUGGAUCCAGGGAUAACACAAGGAACUGUGGAGAGGGGAACCUGGAUCCAGGGAUAACACAAGGAACUGUAGAGAGGGGAACCUGGAUCCAGGGAUAACACAAGGAACUGUAGAGAGGGGAACCUGGAUCCAGGGAUAACACAAGGAACUGUAGAGAGGGGAACCUGGAUCCAGGGAUAACACAAGGAACUGUAGAGAGGGGAACCUGGAUCCAGGGAUAACACAAGGAACUGUAGAGAGGGGGACACUUUAGAAUAUCAAACAAAUCCAUAGUUGUUGUCCAGGAAUAGUGCAUCUAGUCUGAUCCAUGUGGAUGGAUGCUGUAUCCUGUAUACACACAGUUGGUAGGCAAAAAGGUCAUUAGCCAGCUUAGCCAGCACAUUUAGCCAGCACAUUUUAGAUUCAGUUUCUUAUCGGUUUAUUGCUGGUUAGCAUUUGUCCCCUAUCUUAAAGUGCCGCCCAGAAAAUGCAUCAUACAAUAACGUGGUCAAAGGGGAGAAGAGGAGCUUAGGAGUGGGGCUGUGGUUCUAGUGAGAGAAGCACACAUGUUCUUUACAUUUUCAUUCAGCGUUCUUUACCAUAACGUGGACUAUGGUAGCCUUUGAUUUUAGAAUAGGUGGCUAGAGCAAACGCUCCAUACUGUAUGUUAAGACGUUCCAACAAUAACAAUAAAAACAAUUACAAAAUACUUUUCAACCCUAAGAUCAUAUUUAUGAAACGAACAUGAAUGUGAUGUUGUCGAUUGUAGUGGAUAGAGAUGUGGCACGUGUACCACAGGUCUUACGAGUAGGAUGCCGUUUUGUGUUGUAGUACGUGCUUGAGUGACACACACAGAGAGACGGGGACAACAUAGUGGGUCUUAGAAGUGACCGUUUGUGGUGGGUAACCAGAGGUGGAGAUACUUACUUUGUCGCACUGCUCAUCGGAACUCAUUACAAAACGUGAUUCAGAUUUGCAUUCAAUUCCAUAGAGAUUAUAGAGUCACUUUUUUGAUUGUUUUGCGUUUUAUUAUACUUUUCUGGUAGUUAUUUUGUAGUUUUAUUAGUUACAUUUAAUUCAUGAACAAAUUAUCAGUAUUAGAUUUUUUAUUUUAUUGAUUUGAAAUCUUUUUCAAUAUUUCAGUUACAUGUAGAACUAACAAUUAUGAUUGUCUCUUUUGUUUACAUUUCUUAGAUUGUAUUUUUGAAAAGACUGGCUAAAAAUGUAUUUUAUAAUAAGCGUCUGAUUUUCAGCAUUAUUUUUUGCUUAGUGAUUCUUAAAUGUAAGGUGUUUCUGUUUAGAGCUGCUGUGUUGUGUGUUUGGGGCUCCUGGCUUAAGGCCAGAGAGAGUGGACUGGGUGGGGCAGACAGAGGUUGCUGGAGAGUCUGUCUAUGAUAUCCUUUACAUCAAACUGCAAGAGGAACAUUCUCUCCCUCUAUUGGAUCCAGAACCUAACGGAGUCUCCUCUUAGGCUAAACCCAUAAAGCCACAGUCUGUAGCCAUCUUGCACUAGCCUGAGAACAGUGCCAUCUUUGUCUGUUUUUUUUCUUCUGAACUUACUCAAAUGUACGCUGCUAUAAUAGGCUGCAGGACAGCUUCCCCCAGGUCUGUUCCUAGCCCGGCCCACUCUCUGACUAGCAACGCGGCAGAGCCAGCCGGACUCGCGGCUCCGGCUGAAUGGUUUCUUUCAGUAUUAUUGAGAUACUCAAUUUUGUUCGCUUUAGAGUCAGUAUGCUUGUCAUGUUGAUUAAUAGGAAGGUCAGAAUAGCUGCUACGCUGAGUGAGAGCAUCUCUAUCCCCCGGAGGAUAGAGAUGGAGGAUGUUUAUCAAAUAGCUGUGUAUGAGCCACACUAAGCCUACGACAGGUUGUCAGUGAUGGUAUAAAUAAAUGGCUUUGGAUAUAUUACAAUGUCGUCACGAACUACUGUUUCUAAACUGAUCAUAUCAAUCUAAGUCUCUCUACCCCUUUUUGGCACUCUAUGGCAGGUACAGAUCUAGUACAGGGAAGGUAAGGGGGAAAUCUGAACCAGGCUCAAGAUUGGCUGUUUAACAUAUACUGUCUAUGACAUGGGUUUUCUGAAUGGGCUGAUAUGGUGUAUUGUCCUCAAGUCUGACUUAAGUCUGAGUUUUGUUUUAAGUUGUGGUGGAGCAUCUUGGUGGUUCGAUUCCAAAUACCCAGCCUUAGGAUCAAGCACCCUGGGGCCUUGGCAGAUGGCUGUGAAAUACUAAAUAAAAAAUAAUAUACAAAAUAUGACUUUGCAGAAUGCACUAAACCUGAAAUAAUACUAUUGAUACAGUUGGUACUGUACUGAAUGUUGCUGGACAAAACCCCGCGAAGAAAACAGAAUUGUACGCAAAUAUCUAAGAGAUAUAUCAGUGGAGGAAAGCCUAAGGAAGAGACAGACUACUGUAUUCAGAUUUAAUUUCUAGAACAAUGAUUGUAACUCAAAACAGAUAGUACAGUUUAUUCAUAAUGCAGUGGCUGUUGUUUCAUUUGCGGUUCUGUCCCAAGAGGAGAAAACUGUCAUUUAUGACAACACAAAGACUCGGUGUCCCAUACAAACAGAAACAUACUUACAAUAACACAGAAACUAACUGCAGCUGAAACUUUCCUGAAUAUGACUUGAAAACACAUUGGAGACAGAAGAAAAUAACGAAUGAGUCAAAUGAAAGAUACAUGUACAUGUAUGUACUGUACACAACUAUGUAUAUACACCUUAAAACAAAAUCUAAAUAGAUAUGUUAUGAAACGUAUGAUCCUACUUGUUAUUUUAGCAGAUUUUAAUCAAGUGUAUGAUCAAAACUUCCCAAGCCUUGAACAAAGAAACAUAGCCAAUGCUAACUAGGUAGCUACAGAUGAAAAAUAAACGUCUUUCAGUUUCAUUUCCAUUCUCCCAACUUUCUCAUCAUAAAAAGAUUUGAACUCUUUUGAACAUGUAUCAUUGUCCCAUCUUAUCUCUCUGCAUGUGAACUAUUUGGUUAUAAUCCUGAAUGUAAUUGUUUAUUAACAUGAAAAUGAAAACAGGAAAUGCUCUUUUAAAAUGGUAUAUUUGAAACAGCUGAUUGUUUAACUGGUACUGGGAUGGCAUAUAUUAUUACCGUGCUGUGCUUGACUGUUUUACCCUAAGAUGUUGUUAUAAUAAAAAAUGUUGUAGUUCUUCGGUCUUUGUCGCUGUAUUAAUCUUAGUUCUGUUACUAUCUUCAAUGCAAUUGUAGAAAAUUGUCUCUCUCUCUCGCUCGCUCUUUAAAUCUAAAAUGCAAAACUACAACUAGGCCUACCGCAGAUUAAUUGUAAAAGGGAAACAGCCUGGUGAUCACCAAUAAAAAUGCAUUUAUUGAAAUCAGA